AUGUCUGAAAAUCCAAUAGUAUUUUUUGAUAUUUCCAUUGGAGGACAGCCAGCUGGAAGAAUGAAAAUGGAGCUAUUCGCUGAUGUCGCGCCAAAGACUGCCGAGAAUUUUAGACAAUUCUGUACAGGAGAAUACAGGCGAAACGGAGUCCCACAGGGAUACAAAGGAGCACAAUUUCACAGAGUCAUUCAUGGCUUCAUGGUACAAGGAGGAGACUUUGUGAAGGGCGAUGGAACUGGAUCAAUGAGUAUUUAUGGAGAUAGAUUCGCUGACGAGAACUUUGACAUAAAACACACAGGAUCAGGAUUAUUGUCAAUGGCAAAUAGUGGACCCAAUACCAACGGAUGCCAGUUCUUCAUCACAUGUGACAAGUGUGAUUUCCUUGACGGCAAACAUGUUGUUUUCGGUAAACUAAUUGACGGGUUAUUAACACUACGAAAAAUCGAAAACGUGCAAACUGGGCCGGGUAACAGACCAAAGUUACCCGUCACGAUCACUGAAUGUGGGCAAUAUUAA
Molecule: messenger RNA, 516 nt
Organism: Paraglomus occultum
Lineage: Eukaryota; Fungi; Glomeromycota; Glomeromycetes; Paraglomerales; Paraglomeraceae
Source: the annotation of a GenBank genome assembly